GACAAGUAUAUUUUUUCUCAUUCUAACUUAUUGCAUCAGUGCAACAGUGCAACUAGAAAUAACAGACCAACAAAUAAGUGUAGUGAAGACAAAAAGAAAAGUUUGUUUUGGUCAAUGGGGGUUAAGUUUUCUGAUUUUUAACCGGCAUUUGAAGAGGAUUAAACUAAUGAUUUAUUCUAAUAUGUAAUACAUAUUGUACAUACUUUUUAAUAUCUCUUUUUCUCUUCGAGACUGUUCAAGACCGAGAUUCGUGUUGAUAAAUCCGUUACCAUAACAACAGAUUUGAAUCGCGGAGAGUGUGUAGGUACACGGCGGUAUAUUUUUUGCCGAAUUUGUUAUUUUGUAUAGAAUAUUUUAUGGGACUCAACAAGAUGACGGAAACGUCAAAAUCUGAUGUGCAAAUUAUUUUGAGUAUAAAAGAAGGAAAGGGUUUUGAACAAGUUUUACAAUCAACAAUAUUGACUGGAAUUUUAAACGGACAUUCUUUGGAAACUGACAGAAUUGAGUCUUGCCCGACUCCACAAUAUGCCACUGAUCUGGUUUGGGAAACCAAUAAAAUGAUGUUGAGGAGAAUGCGAUCAGAGCAAGCCUCAUUAAAAUUAGAAUGCUUUGCUUUUAAAGAGAACGAGGUUAGAGAGAGAAUUGGAUAUGUUCUGCUGAAUAUACGUUCUGCUCAAAUAGUAUCUAAAUGUCCAAAUUUGAGUCCAAAAGCAAAUUGGUAUAAAUUACUGGGAUUAAAAAGUGAUCUUAAAGUGCAAAAGCCUGAGUUACUUCUUGCAUUAAGAGUCGAAGAUCGAAAGGAUCUAAAUCUAAAUUCAACAACUGAGCUAAGAAAUUUAAUGACAGACAAAAAUGUGAUUUUGGAAAGUAAUAAAAUAAUUCCUUACUUGCAUCCUGAUGAGCAAUUGAUUCAAUUGGGACCUCUAGACACCUGUUGCGAGUUAUUUAUAUUAAGUAUCACGGCUAUAUGCAUAGAAAAUUUGCAUCUGUUGUUACCUGAACAUUUAAACAAGCAUAGCACCAUGCAUUUUUCAUAUAGAGUUUUGGAUAACAAUGUAGAACUUAAGCCAUUUAAGAUAGAGUCUGGAAAAUGUUAUUUUAUGCCUGAAAAAGUGAUAAUAAGAAUACGAAGCUCCUUAAGUGUCUUAAAACAAUACCUACAAUUGAAGCCAUAUUUGUUAAUAUAUCUGAAACAUGAAAAUAAUGUAAUAGCCGAAUCGUCAAUCAAUCUGCAAUCUCUAGUAUCUGCGGACAGUCUGCAAGAAUUUCUCAAAUGUGCUGCCAAUGCAACUACUACUUUACACGAACAUUGUUUUUUGAUUAAACAAGAUUUGAUAGGAAAACACAUUGAAAAUCAAAAUCAUCAGAAACCACAUCUUGAGUUGCAACUUAAAUUGCAAUAUAUUGGAAGUAAAACAAAUAUUUUUCUCAAUUCUAAUAUGACAAUGAAUUGCAACAAUUCCAUAUGUAACACUCAAAUGAAUCGUAAUGAAGAAAGUAUAAAUAAUAUUGAUCAGAAAUAUCUAGAGAUCGAAUCUCACAGAAAUCCCAGUGGUGAUUUUGGAAAGUCUAAUUUCAGAAAUAUUCCCAACAGAAUUAAACGCACGAGAGAAUAUAAAAAUAUUAAUAAACAAUCCGUUGAUUGUCAGUAUGUAAAACAUCAAACGAAUAAAAUUACAUGUUCACGCUCCUGCGAUGGAAUAUUCUGCGAUUGUAUCGAUAAAAAUUACAUCAAAGAUGUAGGAUCUUAUCACUGCUAUUGUCUACAUAUUUCACUCGUAGCGAUAACAUUAAUAUCCAAAACACUAUCUGAACGAGAAAUGGAAUUUCGGUUUCACCAUCCGAAAACGGAAGUCAUGUCAACAGCAUAUGCAACAAUGUCAGACUUAUCUAAUCAGAAAGUGGAAUUGCAAGAUAUCGUAUGUCAAUUUCACUUUAUAUCCGCACCAGAUGAAAUAAAACAAUUACUACAAUCUUUUCCACCGAAAAUCAGUAUAUACGAUGCAAACGAAGGCAAAGAACCACUAUCAUUGCUACUACUUGACGUAAAACCAUUAUUUUAUCAAGAAAAGUUUGAAUGUCAGUAUAAAUUACCUCUGUUCGAUACAGAUCGAAAUAAAAUUGCUGAAAUGGAUAUCAUACUCAAGUUAGAGGAUCGUGGACCACAUUGUAUUUUAAAGAAAGAAACUAUCGAUAAAAAUCUUGGGCCACCGAUACUGGACGAUAGCUUAGCAUAUAAAAUAGUAGAUGAGCUUGAGACUUGGAAGGAACGCCAAAAGGAAAUGUUUAAAGUCGAGCUUAAAAGAAAGGAAGAACAUCAUUUGAACAUGCUGAGUGAGGAAUGGCGAAUUCAGAAGGAAAAUUUAGAAUCAAAGCUCGCAUAUAGCGUCGAACAAUGUAAAACGUUAGCUAAUAGUUUAAACAACGCUACUGAAGAUUUGAGAAAGCGGAGAUUAAAGAGCCUGGAAAACGAAACUAGACUGAUUAAAGCAAAUGAAGAUUUAAAAUGGAGAUAUGAAACUAAGUUACAAGAGCUCAAUAAUCUUUUGCAUGCAACGCAAAGCGAUCUUACAUCAAAGGUCACCAAACUUGAGGAGAAAAAACUUGCUGUAGAAGCACAAGUGGAAAUAUUGUCAUACGAAAAUGAAAAUCUGAAAUCAUCAAUAAGUAAACAAAUGGACGAAUUGCAAAUGUAUCAAAAGGGAUCUUUAACUCAGGAUCAAACAGCGUCCUUGUUGCAAGAGGUGAAAAUUCUUGAAGAAAAAUUAGACAAUGCUCAAAAGGGGAAAGAAUUUUUUCGAGAGCAAUGGAGCAAAGCAGUUCGAGAAUUACACAGAAUGAAAGUGGAUUAUCAAGAAGCUAUGCAAGUUCAAAUUAAGAACAGUAGGGAGGAACUGUUGAGUGCGGAUCUCGCGGAAAUUUUAUCUGCGGAUAGAAAAGCUUUAAACAACGAUCAAAUUUUGCUGAACGAGAUCCAAAAGGAAAUCGAUGUGAUGAAACCGAAACAAUCUUUUGUUCCGACGGAAACCUGUAAUGAGAUAUUUACGACAGCCGACAAUGUCUUAAAAUUUUCCCUGAAUAUUAAAGACGUUUAUGAUAGAUCAGAAAAAUACAAUGAGCGGUUGCAGAUGCUGAAGGAGAAACGCGAGUCCCUUUUGAGGACCGGAAAUCACACGGCCGAUGACGUAGUGAUCAAGAAACUUGACGCAGAGAUUCGAUCUUUACUAGUAAGCAGCGAAUUUAUUUAUCCUGUUUUCUCAAGUUAACAUUCUAUUUUUAUAUAUGAAGAAACAUGCAAUCUCGGAAUAAAAAUUUAUGACAUGUUACAAGAUAA
Molecule: messenger RNA, 3334 nt
Organism: Monomorium pharaonis (pharaoh ant)
Lineage: Eukaryota; Metazoa; Arthropoda; Insecta; Hymenoptera; Formicidae
Gene: rha
Product: centrosomal protein of 120 kDa
Biological process (GO): positive regulation of centriole elongation; centrosome cycle; interkinetic nuclear migration
Cellular component (GO): centriole; centrosome
Source: RefSeq, a predicted model, not a curated record